This is a messenger RNA of Solanum dulcamara, 1772 nucleotides long. Its product is annotated as acyl-coenzyme A thioesterase 2, chloroplastic-like. The record is from RefSeq and is a predicted model, not a curated record. Gene Ontology annotation, molecular function: fatty acyl-CoA hydrolase activity. Gene Ontology annotation, biological process: acyl-CoA metabolic process. Bases 109 to 1572 code for a protein of 487 amino acids. Lineage: Eukaryota; Viridiplantae; Streptophyta; Magnoliopsida; Solanales; Solanaceae. The transcript has 5 exons.
GGAAUGAUAAUUAAAUGUGUUUUUGCUGGUGCCUUCCAAUUUCAUCUUCUGAACCCAAGAACUCUCAUAUGAACUUUCAUCUCCAAAUCCCCAUUCCUUACAACAAGAAUGGGUAGCCCAUCAUCAAGAUUGCAUUGUUUGAUCAAAAGGCAUCCCAAUUUUUAUAGAAAACCACAAUUCUCGCUCGGUUUAGCCAAAGAUGAAAAACCCAUUAUCAACACUGCAUUUUGCAAUCAGAUGGUGUUCCUUUUUUCUCAAACUAAGCAAUUUUCAGUUGGAGAAAACGACACAUUUAGUGAUCCAAUCCCAGUUGUGGCUACCACUAGGUCGCCGCUAGAUAGCUCUCCUACAAUUGAUGCAGGUUCUUCAAUUAGAAAGCCAAUCAGUUUGUGGCCAGGAAUGUACCAUUCACCUGUGACAAACGCAUUGUGGGAAGCAAGAUCAAGCAUUUUUGAGAGGCUUUCAGAUGCCCCACUUGAUCCUUCUCCACAAACUGACUUGAUUACCAAGACCCCAUCUAAGAGUAGGACUAUUGUUCUUUACAAGUUCUCUUCUGAUUAUGUGCUAAGAGAGCAGUAUAGGAACCCCUGGAAUGAGAUUAGGAUGGGAAAGUUGCUGGAAGACCUUGAUGCUUUGGCAGGAACUAUCUCCUUCAAGCAUUGUUCCAGUUAUGAUGGUACUACUAGGCCCUUGAUACUAGUUACUGCUUCUGUGGACAAGAUGCUUCUGAAGAAACCUAUUCGUAUAGAUACCGAUCUGAAAAUAGAGGGUGCUGUUACAUGGGUUGGUCGGUCAUCUAUGGAGAUUCAACUGGAAGUAAUGCAAUCUUCACCAGAAGCAUCCAGUACAUCGGAGUCAUUAUCUCUAACUGCAAACUUCACUUUUGUGGCCCGAGAUUCUAAGACCGGAAAAUCAGCUCCAAUUAAUCAGAUUUCUCCUGAAACUGAAAAGGAAAAGCUUCUAUGGGAAGAAGCAGAAGAAAGAAACAAAAUGAGAAAGAUUAAAAAGGGAGAACGGAAGAAGGAAAUUCAGGGUGAGGAAGUGAAUAGGCUAAACGAAUUGUUGGCUGAGAGCCGAAUCUUUUGUGAUAUGCCUGCUUUAGCAGAUAGAGACAGCAUUUUAAUAAAAGAUACAUGUCUUCAGAACUCUUUGAUUUGCCAGCCACAGCAGCGAAAUAUCCAUGGUCGAAUCUUUGGAGGAUUCUUGAUGCGGAGAGCUUUUGAGCUGGCUUAUGCAACAGCUUAUGCAUUUGCAGGCAGUGCACCAUGCUUUGUGGAAGUUGAUCAUGUUGAUUUCUUGAAACCUGUUGAUGUUGGAAAUUUCCUCCGCCUCAAAUCAUGUGUUUUGUACACAGAACUAGAGAAUUUUUCUAAGCCUCUGAUCAAUGUAGAAGUGGUAGCUCAUGUUAUGCAGCCUGAGUUGCGCUCUAGCGAGGUUUCAAACAAUUUCUAUUUCACUUUCACUGUCCAACAAGGUUCACUGAAAAAUGGUACACGGGUUAGGAAUGUCGUCCCUGGUACAGAGGAAGAAGCACAACGUGUGAUUGAACGGAUGGAUGCUGAAAAUUCAUGAAGUCUUUGUUCUCAUUUUCACCCCUCUUGAGGAAUUCAGCAGCUGUUGUUUCACAUCAUUUCUCUCGUCAAUUAUGAUUUUUGACGUUGCUUGCUGUUAUAUUUGCUGUUAUCUUGUAUAUUUCUUUGGGAAAAGGAGGACAGUUCCAAUUUUGCAGACAAAACAAAAAAUGCAAUGCAGGCUACUUUCUUGAGCUAUAA